Nasonia vitripennis (jewel wasp) is the source of this 1468-nucleotide messenger RNA. RefSeq lists its product as uncharacterized. The transcript is spliced from 4 exons. Lineage: Eukaryota; Metazoa; Arthropoda; Insecta; Hymenoptera; Pteromalidae. The record is from RefSeq and is a predicted model, not a curated record. Bases 751 to 1386 code for a protein of 211 amino acids.
GUUACGACAGAUCAUUGUAUGAAUGCUAUUUUCUAUGUAUGUUAUAUGAACUAUGGUUGAUUGAAUCUGUCCCGUUCCGCGUUUCUAUUUCUUUGAGUAGCACAAUAUGCGACGUCAUGAAGCAGUUUUAAGUUGGCAACAGUUUGCGUACCCCGCGCCGUUUUCGUCGUAUAUUUCAGUUUGCUUUUUACCUAUUCCGAGAAAAGCUCUGCGCCUCUCUGGUCUGAGCGCGGUGCGAGCACGUUGAAGAUACCCACUACCGUAUCAGUUGCUGUCCGAACGUGGUUAGUGUCGCAUACUACUGAAUCAGUAUCACUGCAUUGUGUAUUGAAUUGAUGGUUAUUAAGUGGACGUUUUACUGUCAUUGUUGUUACUGUCAAUGAUUUGAAGACAUUAAUUAAACUGACUCGAUAAGAUAGAAGUAAGUGCGAGUGGCAGAUCGAAAAGCACAUGUCAGAUUGCAUCAACAGCUCGCGUAGACGAGUCUGCAUUUUUUUCUAUAAAGAAAUAACUACAGAUUAUCAAGUCGAGGCAACAGUGUUUUGUACGAGUAUCCGGCAAGAGUUCGCGUAUAUGAGUUUGCAUUGUUUUCCCAGAGGCGAGCGUUCGCGUCAGCAACUUGUCGAGACUAGUGUAUGUUUGUUCUGUCGACGACAAAUAUAGCCGAUUUCCCCUUGAAGGCGGUGGUGAACGUGUUACUCGUUCUGCAUUGUUUAGGCGCAGUGUAAUUUCAAUCAUCGUACGUACAUAAUGUCUGACGAUAGCGAUUUGGACGACAGUCUGAGGGAAUUUACUGCCGAUUCCAAGAAAAGUUACAAAGAAAGAGAGAAGGGAAGUCAGAGUCAGACUUCUCAGUCUCAAGAAAAAUGGUCAGAUCAAAAAAUAAGGAGGAAAUUAUUUUUUUCUGAGACGAAAGUAGAUCUGUUCAAAAAACAGUUGGAAAAAUCGACGAAUCAAUGUUAUCGACGACGCGACGGUAAAAGCAAGUUUGACCUUAAAAAUGAAAGUCGCACAUCGAGGAAUCCACUCAUCAAGUUUCGGCAUAUUCGUUUGGAAUGCAUCUACGCGAAGGAGUCGGUCCCAUUACCACUAUCCGAAAAGAAGCGAAAAACAUACACUUCUUCCCUUGGAUGUAAUGGUCAAAUAAAAUUGAAAUUGUCUGAAGAUGGGAGCUGUUACUGUGUUUCAGAAAUCGUCCCGCAUGACAAACAUCCACAAGCAAAUGCUGCAACUUGUAAACUUUUACCGCAAUCUCGUAAAUUGAAUGCUGAACAAAAAAAAUUGGUUAAAGAGACUUUGAAAGUUGAUGGAAACAAAUUGAAAUUAGUUACUAAGUUGAACGAGGAAGGCACCAAAGCAAAUCAACGAAUUGCGACCACUGUUUAAAGUGGUAUCAUUAUGAAUGCUUGAAGGUACCACCUCUUGAUAACGAUGACAAUUCGACUUAUUUUUGCGACAAAUGUAGAAA